AUGAUUCAGCAGCCGCCCGACAACAACAACAACAACAUCAACAACAGCAUCGACCGGCGGUGGGCGGCGGGCGCGCGCUGCGGCGCGAAUAAUGCAUGGCCCGCGCGGCGACGACCCAGGCUGAGCCGCCACGCGCCCCACACGUCCGGCGCCUGGCGGGCCGCCACCCGCAGUGCAGCCAGCACGGCGCCUGCUGGGCGUCUCGCUGCACGCUACCGGGCCACUGUGCGCAGCCCGUCACCGCUCAUGCUGAGCCCAUGGCUGCGUUGGCCAAAUCGAGAAUGCUCGUCCAGUACAACUGGGGCGUACUGCACAGAGGCCGGCCGCCGUGCUGGGCUGCGCGGCUGGCAGCGGCUGCCGACGGGCCGGGGCAGGGCGGGGCGGGAGGCGCCAUCGAUCGUCGGCGUGGCGGGCGGUGGGGGCGGCGGGGGCGGCAGAGGCGCGGCUGCGGGCUGCGGGCCGCCGCGGCCGCUUUCAGCCGGCAACACGUGCGACGCCCCGCCGCCAGAUUACGGCUCGCGGCCGGGCGCGGCCGCCUGCCAGGUGGCCCACGGCUCGCGCUGUCUCGCGCCGCCUGCCCGCUGCCCCGAACUGCGCGACGGCAGCAGCCAGCAGCACACUGCCGUAUACACCUACCUGCAGCACGGCGGCUGCGGUGGGCCGCGCGCCGUCAUAAGUCGCGACCGGCAGCGCAGUUUACGAGCUGACCCGCGGCUGACGCUUCGAUUUGAGGGCGAGCGGGUCGCGGUGUCAGAUAGGCCCGCGCCCUAA
Molecule: messenger RNA, 771 nt
Organism: Schistocerca gregaria
Lineage: Eukaryota; Metazoa; Arthropoda; Insecta; Orthoptera; Acrididae
Exons: 4
Coding region: 1-771 (256 amino acids)
Source: RefSeq, a predicted model, not a curated record